GGCGCAGAUCAUUUUCUCCAUCUGCAGGUAGAACGUGUGAGCUGUUGUGAACUCAGCAGCAUGGAUCAGUGUGAGGACAGAGAGGAGGGAGCCCCUCCCUCUAAAACCACUCUGUGUGGGGAACAUGAGAGCCAGACCAGAGCUCAGAGCCCAGAGCAGCAGCAAACAUCAGACUCUGCUGGACCUGGACCUGGACGUGGGUCUGGACCUGUACCCAGCGAAAGAAAGACAUUUCACACUAAGAUCCAGCAGCAGAGACCAGACCAGACUGAACCCAGCUGUCUGUCUUUAAAGAGCGACGACUCAAAGGAGUUAAUCAUUCUCUUUAAAGAACAACGUCCAUCAGCUGAUCAGAUAGUGGACCAGGAGAGCUCAGAGGUUCCCCGUGGUCAGUCUGCCCAGCAAACACACCUGGACUCCAUAUUUAUGCUGCUGGAGGAGAACAUUGUCACUUUUGUGAAGAAUGAGCUGAAGAAGAUUCAGAAUCUUCUGAUUCAAAAUUACCCAGAAUGCUUAGCGAGUCAGAUGGAGGAUGAAGAGGUGUUGAACAGUGAGGAUGAGGAGCAGAGGAGGAGCAGCAGAGAGGCAUUUCUGCAGAUCACACUGGACUUCCUGAGGGGAAUGAAGCAGGAGGAGCUGGCUGACUGUCUGCAGAGCAGACAUAUUGCUCCACGUAAACUGAAAUCUGCUCUGAAGAAGAAGUUCCAGUGUGUGUUUGAGGGGAUCGCUAAAGCAGGAAACCCAACCCUUCUGAACCAGAUCUACACAGAGCUCUACAUCACAGAGGGAGGGACUGGAGAGGUCAAUGAUGAACAUGAGGUCAGACAGAUUGAAACAGCAUCCAGGAAACCAGUCAGACCAGAAACAACCAUCAGACAAGAAGACAUCUUUAAAGCCUCACCUGGAAGAGAUGAACCAAUCAGAACAGUGAUGACAAAGGGAGUGGCUGGCAUUGGGAAAACAGUCUUAACACAGAAGUUCACUCUGGACUGGGCUGAAGACAAAGCCAACCAGGACAUACAGUUCACAUUUCCAUUCACCUUCAGAGAGCUGAAUGUGCUGAAAGAGAGAAAGUUCAGCUUGGUGGAACUUGUUCAUCACUUCUUUACUGAAACCAAAGAAGCAGGAAUCUGCAGGUUUGAUCAGUUCCAGGUCGUGUUCAUCUUUGACGGUCUGGAUGAGUGUCGACUUCCUCUGGACUUCCACAACACUGAGAUCCUGACUGAUGUUACAGAGUCCACCUCAGUGGAUGUGCUGCUGACAAACCUCAUCAGGGGGAAACUGCUUCCCUCUGCUCGCCUCUGGAUAACCACACGACCUGCAGCAGCCAAUCAGAUCCCUCCUGAGUGUGUUGACAUGGUGACAGAGGUCAGAGGGUUCACUGACCCACAGAAGGAGGAGUACUUCAGGAAGAGGUUCAGAGAUGAGGAGCAGGCCAGCAGGAUCAUCUCCCACAUCAAGAGAUCACGAAGCCUCCACAUCAUGUGCCACAUCCCAGUCUUCUGCUGGAUCACUGCUACAGUUCUGGAGGAUGUGUUGAAAACCAGAGAGGGAGAAGAGCUGCCCAAGACCCUAACUCAGAUGUACAUCUACUUCCUGGUGGUUCAGACCAAAUUGAAGAAGGUCAAGUAUGAUGGGGGAGCUGAGACAGAUCCACACUGGAGUCCAGAGACCAGGGAGAUGAUUGCGUCUCUGGGAAAACUGGCUUUUGAGCAGCUGCAGAAGGGAAACCUGAUCUUCUAUGAAUCAGACCUGACAGAGUGUGGCAUCAAUAUCAGAGCAGCCUCAGUGUACUCAGGAGUGUUAACACAGAUCUUUAAAGAGGAGAGAGGGCUGUAUCAGGACAAGGUGUUCUGCUUCGUCCACCUGAGUGUUCAGGAGUUUCUGGCUGCUCUUCAUGUCCAUCUGACCUUUAUCAACUCUGGACUCAAUCUACUCUCAGAAGAACAGUCAACCCAGUCAACAGUCACCCUGUCGCCUAAUUUAUUUAAAGAAAAAUCCACACGUUUCUACCAGAGUGCUGUAGACAAGGCCAUACAGAGUCCAAAUGGACACCUGGACUUGUUCCUCCGCUUCCUCCUGGGUCUUUCACUCCAGACCAAUCAGACUCUCCUGCAAGGCCUGCUGAAACAGACAGGAAGUCACCCACAGACCAAUCAGGAAACAGUCCAGUACAUCAAGAGGAAGAUUGAAGACACUCCCUCUGCAGAGAAAACCAUCAACCUGUUCCACUGUCUGAAUGAGCUGAAUGAUCAUUCUCUAGUGGAGGAAAUCCAACAGUCCUUGAGAUCAGGAAGUCUCUCCACAGAUAAACUGUCUCCUGCUCAAUGGUCAGCUCUGGUCUUCAUCUUACUGUCAUCAGAAAAAGAUCUGGACGUGUUUGACCUGAAGAAAUACUCUGCUUCAGAGGAGGCGCUUCUGAGGCUGCUGCCAGUGAUCAAAGCCUCUAACAAAGCUCUACUGAGUGGCUGUAACCUCUCACAGAGAAGCUGUGUAGCUCUGUCCUCAGUUCUCAGCUCCCAGUCCUCUAGUCUGAGAGAGCUGGACCUGAGUAACAACAACCUGCAGGAUUCAGGAGUCAACCUGCUGUCUACUGGACUGAGGAGUCCACACUGUGCCCUGGACACUCUCAGUCUGUCAGGUUGUCUGGUCACAGAGGACGGCUGUGCUUCUCUCGCCUCAGCUCUGAGUGCCAACCCCUCCCAUCUGAGAGAGCUGGACCUGAGCUACAAUCAUCCAGGAGACUCAGGGGUGAAGCUGCUGUCUGCUGGACUGGAGGAUUCAGACUGGAGACUGGACACUCUCAGGUUGGAACCUGAUGGAGUCCAAUGGUUGACACCAGGCCUGAGGAAGUAUUCCUGUGAACUCACAUUCAACUUAAACACAGUGAACGCAAAGCUCGAACUGUCUGACAACAACAGGAAGGUGACAUAUAUGACAGAGAAGCAGCCGUAUCCUGAUCAUCCAGACAGAUUUGACCACUGGCCUCAGUUACUGUGUACAACUGGUCUGACUGGUCGCUGUUACUGGGAGGUCGAGUGGAGAGGAGAUGUUUAUAUAUCAGUGAGUUACAGAGGAAUCAGCAGGAGGGGAAAACGUAAAGACUGUGUGUUUGGAAGGAAUGAUCAGUCCUUCAGUCUUUACUGCUCUGAUGAGCAUGAUUAUUCUGUCUGGCACAAUAAUGUACAAACAGCCAUACCCUCCUCCUCCUCCUCCUCCUCCUCCUCUGUCUCUGACAGAGCAGCAGUGUAUGUGGACUGUCCUGCUGGCACUCUGUCCUUCUGCAGAGUCUCCUCUGACUCACAGAUCCACCUCCACACCUACAACACCACAUUCACUGAACCUCUGUAUCCUGGGUUUGGAGUCUGGUUUUGGUCUUCUGAUUCCUCAGUGUGUCUGUGUUGAGUGUAGUAGAGAGGAGCUCAAUCCCAAAAUCCCAAUGUCCCACCUAAGGCCUAAGCCAUGAAUCCUUGAUGUCACCUGGUACGUGAUAAGACCUGGAACUGCCAAAGCCACACAGGAGGCUGCCACUGGCUUAUGAACAGGGGUUUCCAGGGGAAGUGACCAAGUAUGGUAGAGCU
Molecule: messenger RNA, 3581 nt
Organism: Seriola dumerili (greater amberjack)
Lineage: Eukaryota; Metazoa; Chordata; Actinopteri; Carangiformes; Carangidae
Product: protein NLRC3-like
Exons: 12
Coding region: 61-3405 (1114 amino acids)
Molecular function (GO): protein binding
Source: RefSeq, a predicted model, not a curated record